Messenger RNA from Cyprinodon variegatus (sheepshead minnow), 2472 nucleotides. It is a transcript of the gene mkxa, whose product is annotated as mohawk homeobox. Gene Ontology annotation, molecular function: RNA polymerase II cis-regulatory region sequence-specific DNA binding; DNA-binding transcription factor activity, RNA polymerase II-specific. The coding region runs from base 508 to 1986 and encodes 492 amino acids. The transcript has 7 exons. Gene Ontology annotation, biological process: muscle organ development; cell development; regulation of transcription by RNA polymerase II. Lineage: Eukaryota; Metazoa; Chordata; Actinopteri; Cyprinodontiformes; Cyprinodontidae. The record is from RefSeq and is a predicted model, not a curated record. Gene Ontology annotation, cellular component: nucleus.
AGAGCCGCUUUUACUGAAUUCAGGGGAAUUUCUUCCAGUAGAAUAAAUGGGACUUUCACCUCCACGGUCUCCGUGUCUCUCCGUGGGUUUUUAUCGCAGCGCAGCAGUAAAGUGGACCUGGAACCUGUCGGUUCCGCUGUCCGCUCCGACUCAUCCCACAUUUCUUUAUCAGCUGUUUGCGCUAAUUAAUGCGCAUUGAGAUGUGUGCAGAAUGAAGCGCCUCUUUGCUGUAGAAGCAGGAGGAGUUUGCGCAAACACUGAAUGGAUCAACCAGUGGUUCUGCUUCUGGAGCGUCAGAGCGCAGCUGUUCCACUCGCCUUGAACUCUGAAGCUACUGAAUGUGAAGGAGCUUAGAUGGAGGAUUUUGUUCUCAUGAUUCUCACCAACUAAAUGUGAUCUUUUCUGCCACAGGAGAAACUCGGGGACGCUGGGACAGAGUUUUCCCUCCUCACACCUUUUGGAUCUGUGCGCAGCAGAGGGAGAGAUCUGCGGAGCGAGCGGCCAAAGAUGAACACCAUUGUGUUUAACAAGCUGAGCAGCCAGGUCCUGUUUGAGGAGAAGGCGAAGGAGGUGGAAAUGAGCAGCAGAAAUUACCUGGAAGUCAUCGACGGCCAACAUCCAGAUCUCCUCUGCAGCAGCCCGGCCAUCAGAGACAGCCAGGCGGUCAGACACAGGCGGAGCGGGGGUCGUCCCAGUGGCAGCAAAGUGCGGCACAAGCGCCAGGCCCUGCAGGACAUGGCACGGCCGCUCAAGCAGUGGCUCUACAAGCACAGAGACAACCCCUACCCGACCAAGACGGAGAAAAUCCUCCUGGCGCUCGGCUCGCAGAUGACUCUGGUUCAGCCCUGGAGCGGUCAGCCCAGGCUUCAUGUACCAGGCAGCAGUUGGCCGGCCUUCAUCGCAGAUGAGUGCAGCGUCCUGCUAGGAAUGUCUCUGUUUUCCUAUCGCGCACUUAUCCUGCCCAGACUACACCUCGCUUUGGACAGCCACAGCUUGCUGCAGGGCCUGCUGGAAGACCUACCCGUGGCCAAUGGGAUCUACCCAGAGGUCGGGCUCAUGUCUCCUGUCUCUGGUCAAGUCAGGAUGACAGUGAUUCAUGGCCAGGUAAAGGCUCAGGCUAUGAGCCAAGAGAUAGACACCUUGCAGGCCAAGGGUGCUAUAUUGCCCGUUGACCCCUUCGGGAUCCAGGGGGCUUUUAUCAAAGUAUUUUUAGCCCCGAAAAAGACUGGGGGACUCCACCCAAUUUUGGACCUGAGAGCCUUUUACCCUCUGCAGGCCAAGGGAUUGAAGAUCCUGCCUUACUUGGAAGACUGGCUCAUCUGUGCACCCACAGAAACUGAAGCCGCUGCAGGCACGUGCACCUUGCUCAAUCACGUAGACCUAUUGAGUCUUCCUGUGAACUGGCAGAAGAGCAACCUGAUUCUGUCUCAGCAGUUUUCUCGGCAGCCGGACCUGAGCUGGGCACUCAGGAUCAAACUCUACAACAAAUACGUUCAGGGCAACGCAGAGAGGCUGAGUGUCAGCAGUGACGACAGCUGCUCCGAAGAUGGAGACAACCCUCAGAGGACACAGAAUGGUCCUGAAUUUCUCCCCAAACCCUUGUACCAGAGCGUUAUCAAGAAGGAGGGCUCCUCCAUGGUGGGCGUGGCCAUAGGGAUGGACCCAGGGCUGCGUUCUGCGGUUGAUGAUGCCUCUCUGCCGGUCGUCAGCAGCAACGGUGGCGUCGCAGCUUCGCAGGAGGAGAAGGUGAAGGCCAAAGAUGAGACGCAGUGGAAGGAGAUCAACGCCGCCGUGGCCUUGACCAACUUGGCCCAGGGGACGGACGGUGUUUCUGGAACAACCAGCUGCAUCAUCCAGAAGUCCUCUCAUAUCGUCGAGGUGAAGACGGUUAAAAAAGCUGCUGCUGCUGCUGAACUCUUAGCUCUGACGUUCUCCGUCUUUGCGAAGCAGCAAACAUUUCUCUCUGAGCCAACAGAGGCAAAAUAAACCCACACCGUGACAGGAAAACAACUGGGAAAGGCAGAGCAUAGAGUGGAACAAUUCAACAUUUGGUCUGAUUGAAAAUGUCCAAAAGAUGCCUUGACCAUCCUAUUUAAAAAAUGAACCUUUUCAAAUAUUAUUUUUCUAUUUAUAGUCUUUUUUUUAUUCCUGUUUUUACUGGAGUAUAUUUUGUAUUCUCCAAAGUGCCUUUAUUUUUCAGCAGAUCAGCUCUCUGAUUGUUCACAUAUUCAAACAAACAGAACCUGACUGUUCUGAAAUGAAUGUCAGGAACAAUGAAGCUUCACUACAACUCCUGCUUUUAGUUCCUUCCCUUGUUCCUGUGAAUCAUUCUAGCCUCAAACAGGAAUUAUUGUUGCCUGAAUGUCCUAAACAUUUAGUUUCAGUUCAGAACUCUUUCCUCUGACUGACCUGAUGUAUUCUUGUCUUUGAGGUUUUGUUCAUGUGUUUCAUAACGGAGCCUGUUUCAAAAAU